CACCCGCUCUCUUAUUUUAAGGCAGGAGAUUGGAAGAAACAAACAACAACACGAGAGGAGUUGUGGCAGGCGCCUGAUAGACUGAAGUAGCUCAGCUUCGUAGACAUUUUCACACUAUUUUAAAUUAUUCCAAGGGAUCUACCAUGAGGAGGUGUGUGGAUGCUGCGCUCACUCUGCUGCUGGCCGCGUCCCUGUCGUGGCGGAGCGCGCGGGCGGGCUACGGGAUGAGCCUGUUCGCGGCUCAGACGUCCCCCCCGGACCCCUGCUACGACGAGCACGGCAACCCGCGCCGCUGCAUCCCGGACUUCGUCAACGCCGCCUUCGGGAAGGAGGUGAAGGUGUCCAGCACGUGCGGCACCAAGGCGCAGAGCCGCUACUGCGUGGUGAGCUCCGCGGAGAAGGGGGACGAGAGGACCCGGAACUGUCACACCUGCGACGCCUCCGACCCCAAGAAGUACCACCCGCCCGCCUACCUCACCGACCUCAACAACCCGCACAACCUCACCUGCUGGCAGUCCGAGAACUUCAUCCAGUUCCCGCAGAACGUCACCCUCACGCUGUCCCUGGGGAAGAAGUUCGAAGUCACGUACGUGAGCCUGCAGUUCUGCUCCCCGCGGCCCGAGUCCAUGGUCAUCUACAAGUCCAUGGACUACGGCAAGACCUGGGUGCCCUUCCAGUUCUACUCCACGCAGUGCAGGAAGAUGUACAACAAGCCCAACCGGGCCGCCAUCACCAAGCAGAACGAGCAGGAGGCCGUGUGCACGGACUCGCACACCGACAUGCACCCGCUGACCGGCGGGCUCAUCGCCUUCAGCACGCUGGACGGGCGGCCGUCCGCGCACGACUUCGACAACUCCCCGGUGCUGCAGGACUGGGUGACGGCCACCGACAUCAAGGUCAUCUUCAGCCGGCUGCACACGUUCGGGGACGAGAACGAGGACGACUCGGAGCUGGCCCGGGACUCCUACUACUACGCCGUGUCGGACCUGCAGGUCGGCGGGAGGUGCAAGUGCAACGGGCACGCGUCCCGGUGCGUCAAGGACCGGGACGGGAGCCUGGUGUGCGAGUGCAAGCACAACACGGCCGGGCCGGAGUGUGACAGGUGCAAGCCGUUCCACUACGACAGACCGUGGCAGAGAGCCACGGCCAGGGAGGCCAACGAGUGUGUCGCUUGUAACUGUAAUCUUCAUGCCCGAAGGUGUCGCUUCAACAUGGAGCUCUACAAACUGUCAGGGAGGAAGAGCGGCGGCGUCUGCCUCAACUGUCGCCACAACACGGCCGGCCGCCACUGCCACUACUGCAAAGAGGGCUACUACCGGGACCUGUCCAAGCCCAUCUCACACAGGAAGGCCUGCAAAGCAUGCGAUUGCCAUCCCGUGGGCGCAGCUGGCAAAACCUGUAACCAAACCACAGGACAAUGUCCCUGUAAAGACGGCGUGACUGGUAUCACGUGCAACCGCUGUGCGAAAGGCUACCAGCAGAGCCGCUCGCCCAUUGCACCCUGCAUAAAGAUUCCAGUUGUGCCUCCGACGACCCCGUCCAGCAGCACCGAGGAGCCGUCCGUAGACUGUGACUCCUACUGCAAGGCGUCGAAAGGCAAGCUGAAAAUCAACAUGAAAAAAUACUGCAAGAAAGAUUACGCUGUCCAGGUUCACAUCCUGAAGGCGGACAAAGUGGGCGAGUGGUGGAAGUUCACCGUCAACAUCAUCUCCGUCUACAAGCAGGGCGAGAGCCGCAUCCGCCGCGGGGACCAGUUCCUGUGGGUCCGGGCCAAAGACGUGGCCUGCAAAUGCCCCAAGAUCAAGCCCGGGAAGAAGUACCUGCUGCUGGGGAACGACGAGGACUCCCCCGGCCAGAGCGGCGUGGUGGCGGACAAGGGCAGCCUGGUCAUCCAGUGGAGGGACACGUGGGCACGCAGGCUCAGGAAGUUCCAGCAGCGCGAGAAGAAGGGCAAGUGCAAGAAGCCAUAGGCGGGAUGCUGCCGAGAGAGGAGUUCACCAGAAAAGCUGAUUGAAAAAUGAGAAAGGAAAAAAAAAAAGAAAGAGACGGACAGACAGAGGACCACGGACAGAGAAGAGACUGUUUAUGUUGCUGCUUUUUUGUGUAGAAGCAUGAAGAGAAUUAUUUAGGAUGACUUGUUUUUUUGUUUUUUUCUAGUGAACUUUUGUUGAAGGAGCUCACAUUGCAGAUUUGGUUUUAUGGUUUAUUUUACUUUGAGAUCCGUCUCUCUUGUGGAUUUGCCGAAUUUGCACCUAUUACCAGUAUAUAACAUUGUUUGUGUUUUUUUUUUUUUUUUUUUUUUUUUUUUUUGCUUUCUUUAUCCCAGUAUGAAAUCAUUAUAUUUUAUGUUCUAAUUUUAUGGACAUUUUCUGCUGGUACAAAAAUGACAGAAGGCAACACAGGUACAGCCGCAGCUUUUGCCUCUGCAUGGUUUUCUUUUAGCGUCCGUAGUGAAGAAACACGCUCGUUUCAUCAGGAGUCACUGAUCACGACCGAAGCAGAAAUUUGUGCCAUCACAAAUUAGUGUUUCCAAGCCAGAGAAAUGCACACAUUUAGCUUAUCCAAGAGACGCAGUAUCACUGAAAUUCAAGUGUAUCUGCAACUCAACCAACGAUUCUGUCCUACAUUUUCAUCUGUCAGGUUCUAUUUUUAGUUUUAAUGAAGCUUGAGCCGGGUUUCUACACGAUACGGCUUUCCUGGUUAAAGGGACAGUAACUAAGUAGGAAAUGAUGCCACUGGGUGGCAGCAGUGAGUUACCGGCUCAGUUUCAGUAGCUAAGUUUUCAGCAGUUUUAGCAUUCAUAGGAUAUCUUCUCUCAAAAUCUGAUUGCUCCUUAUAAGGCGUUGCAGACGCUCACUGCACCACCUGUUGGUACGAAGCGGUACUACAAGUCCGACCUGCUUAGCUAGUUAAAUUUCAGAAGAUUUCACUACAUCGAUGAGGCUAUUUUUUUUGUUUAAACGCCAUACCUUCAAAUUUUAAGUGGAAAACUUGCGUGUGAACAGCUAAGAACGUUCACGAGGAAAAUGCUUUCAUUUGGGAGCAAAUAAUGCAAAUUAUGUGGGUCAGUUCCACUUUACUUACACUGUGAUUUUUGCUUCUUUUUUUUUUGUGUUCUGAUAUUUAAUUUCACAAAUCCAAUACCAGUUUUAACAAGUGACUUCAUUAUAAGAGAUCAAUUUAAAUUAAUAUUUCAUGGGUAGAGCUAAUAGAAUGAAUUAAUGAGUCCCAAUUUUACAUGAAAUUAAAAGGAUUUUCAUCGACAUUAGAGAUGUUCCGCUUUCUGCUGAUAGAAACUGGAUGCAGCAUCAGUAGAAUUGUGAAAAUCCCACACUGAUGAAAAAAAGAUAUGCAUAUAUGCUGAUCAACCGUAACAUUAAAACCAGAGAAGUGAAAUGAAAAACACUCAUCGUGUUUGUGACAGUCAUUAGAAAUUCGAUAUUUUAUUAGUUUAGUUGAUUAUUGUCAUGUGGAUGAGUUUAAAUUUGAGAAGGAGCAAAAUCUUGACGGUGUCUGCCAGUCUGCAGAGGUUAUUAUCGAUCGAUGGAAAACCACUGCAAUCAUCAAUAAGGUUGGAUUCAUGGAUGCCAGUGUGAUCCAAACACACCAGACUUGAUGCUGCUUCCGCUUAGACAUGUGCCAUAAUGUUUUGUUUAAUCAGCAUGUUUGCGUCUCCUUUCAUCAGUCCUGUCUGGGGAGGGAAUGUCUUCAUGGGUUGGAUGAAAUAAUUGACUUUUGUUGUUUAAUCUGAAUACACAGUUAUUUGCAGUUUCACGUACAUAACGACGGGAUGUUAUGGCGGACCGGGGCACAUAUGGCACAUUUUUCUUUUUGAGCGUUUCUUCACAAUAGCUCAAUAUUUUUGUACAUUUUCACCACACCUGUCCUUCAAAGUGGGUUUCGGUCAGAAUAGGAAAGGAGAAACUUGUUCACUGACCUUUAAUAACAGUGAGAAUCUCCACCAACACUCUCCGUCUGGAAAAAGUGCAUUUAUAUGUGGAAUAGGAUGACGGCUCAGUGAGAGUGGGCAUAAUUAAAAGAUAAUUUUCUUACCUCAUGCAGAGCAGAAAUAAAUCCCAUCAGUGCAGAAAAUUGAAAACCCGACGCACCUUUAAAAAGCGGCUCGCCAUUUGCUUUUAAAAUCCGCCUCAGACUGGCUCACAUUCCUCUGAAGUACCUCCUCCUGUAUUUGGGACUGCAGGUAAACACACACACACACACACUCGGUUUGCAUGACUGUACAUUCACGGAAAUGACAGGAAGGGACCAGCCGGGAGGCGCAGGCUCCUUUUCACCUGCCAUGUCAAUUCUCUGCAGCUCGGCUUGGGACGAGGGAAAAAUGGGGAGAGAAGCUAUCACGUGUGGCUGCUUGAUUUCAACCAUUUUUCUCAUUUAUUUGUGUGCAGUUCAGUUUGAUUUUCCCCGAGGAAUGCAUGACAAAAACACGGCCGAGGUGCGCACAACGGCCCAACCAAACCUGUGUGUCAUUUGUCAGGAAGAGCGCUUUCAACAUUCCACAAACUUACAAACAGCUCCUUUUUAAUUCGAUUCUGUUUUAGCUUAAAAAAAAAAGAGCUUUCACAAUAAAGAUGGAAAAUUGUAAUUGCUAAAUAAUUCUUGAACCCAUAACUAUCAAAAGUAACAUGUUUUCAGUUCAGAGGUUUGAUUUUAAAAACAAAUCAUGAAAAGAAUUAACAAUAUUGUAGAUUCAUGAGAUGCACCAGCACAUUUAGUAUUCAGUUGAUUUUGAUUUUUCUUUUUUUGCCACAUAGCCAUAAAUAUAAUUGUGAUUUCAGCCUGAUGUGAUGCAAGGACGGAAAUGUGUGUGUCAAUGUUUGGAGGGAGAAACAAAGAAACAAAAAAAAAAAAAAAAAAAAAACUUUCCAAGAAAAGCGUGGCUCAUGAUUUCCUCUUCCCUCGUUUCACUUCUUAAAACAUCAAUGCAACUUUACCUGGAAGUAUUUGUGCUCGUUUUUGGCACAAUAUAAAUCUGUAACCACACGUCUCCUGUAGCCUCAUGCUGUAAAUUUUACAUCUGCCUCCUGAGCGGUGGUGUUGACAAGCUUCCCGAUGAAACGCUACACACACACACACACACACACGUGUCAAAGCAUUGCUUUGUGUUCAUACUAUGAAUUGUAAAUGUUGUCACCAUUGCAAAGACUUUUUGCAAUGCUGUUUUACAAUGCCUACUAAUAUAUUAUGGUUAUUAUUAUAUAUGAAUAUAUUUAAUGACACAAGA
Molecule: messenger RNA, 5242 nt
Organism: Salarias fasciatus (jewelled blenny)
Lineage: Eukaryota; Metazoa; Chordata; Actinopteri; Blenniiformes; Blenniidae
Gene: ntn1a
Product: netrin 1a
Exons: 7
Coding region: 144-1970 (608 amino acids)
Biological process (GO): animal organ morphogenesis; dendrite development; tissue development
Cellular component (GO): basement membrane
Molecular function (GO): protein binding
Source: RefSeq, a predicted model, not a curated record